Molecule: messenger RNA, 1931 nt
Organism: Telopea speciosissima
Lineage: Eukaryota; Viridiplantae; Streptophyta; Magnoliopsida; Proteales; Proteaceae
Product: 30S ribosomal protein S11, chloroplastic
Exons: 1
Coding region: 1379-1795 (138 amino acids)
Biological process (GO): maturation of SSU-rRNA from tricistronic rRNA transcript (SSU-rRNA, 5.8S rRNA, LSU-rRNA); ribosomal small subunit assembly; translation
Cellular component (GO): ribosome; mitochondrial small ribosomal subunit
Molecular function (GO): mRNA 5'-UTR binding; small ribosomal subunit rRNA binding; structural constituent of ribosome
Source: RefSeq, a predicted model, not a curated record
AAUACUAAUAAAUGAGACCAUGAUCAUAUAUGAUCAUAUAUGAUCAUAUUAUGAUAUAGUAAUAUCAUAUAUAAUAUAAUAAUAAUAUAAAUAUUUAAGAAUAGGAAUCUAAAUUCUAGAUAUAGUGUAGAAUAAGAUAUCUGAAAUAGAUUAAUUAACUUAGUAGAUUAUGUCUCACGCAUAUACCUUUAAAAAUGCAUCAUAAACAUAAAUAAUAAAAACAGAGCAUGUUGAUUAUAUCAAAACUCGGGGCACCAAUAAUUAUAGUUUGUCAUGGGUAGAGACACUAUUGCCGACGUAAUAACUUCUAUACGAAAUGCUGACAUGAAAAAAAAAGGAACAGUUCGAAUAGCAUCCACUAAUAUCACUGAAAACAUUGUUAAAAUACUUCUACGAGAAGGUUUUAUCGAAAACGUGAGGAAACACCGGGAAAACAACAAAUAUUUCUUGGUUUCAACCCUGCAACCUAGAAGGAAUAGGAAGGGGCCAUAUAGAACUAUUUUAAAACGUAUCAGCCGACCCGGUUUACGAAUCUAUUCUAACUAUCAACGAAUUCCUAGGAUUUUAGGUGGAAUGGGGAUUGUAAUUCUUUCUACUUCUCGAGGUAUAAUGACAGAUCGGGAGGCUCGACUAGAAGGAAUCGGAGGAGAAAUUUUGUGUUAUAUAUGGUGAUCCUUCUCAUAUCCGAAUUAGAUCCGUAACUUCCUAUUUGUUUGUGAAAAAAAAAAAAGAGGAAGGGCGGGUUGUCUAAUAUCACUCUUCCUCCAUUAGUUGAUACUUCAAGGGGGUUACCUGGAAUGAAAGAACAAAAAUGGAUUCAUGAAGGUUUAAUUACUGAAUCACUUCCCAAUGGUAUGUUCCGGGUUCGUUUAGAUAAUGAAGAUCUGAUUCUAGGUUAUGUUUCAGGAAAGAUCCGACGUAGUUUUAUACGGAUACUACCAGGAGAUAGGGUCAAAAUCGAAGUAAGUCGGUAUGAUUCAACCAGAGGACGUAUAAUUUAUAGACUCCGCAACAAAGAUUCCAACGAUUAGGUGCUUUUUUCAACAUACCUUUUUUUCAUAGGGAUACAACUCGCGGUUCAAAAUUUCAAGAGACUUAUUUUUUUCCAAGGAGUAAAUUCGAAAUUAAGGUAAGGAAUGACAAAUAUGAAAAUAAGGGCUUCUGUUCGUAAAAUUUGUGAAAAAUGUCGACUGAUCCGUAGGCGGGGACGAAUUAUAGUAAUUUGUUCCAACCCAAGACAUAAACAAAGACAAGGAUAAUCUUUCUAAAAUAAAAAAAGGGACUCUCUAAAGGACCCGAUGUACAAAUAAAGGAUCUGUUUUGACAUGAAAUGGAUAUAUCCGUAUAUCUCUGACUCAUAUUUAUGAGAUGAUAAAAUAUGGUAAAACCUAUACCAAGAAUUGGUUCACGUAAGAAUGGACGUAUUGGUUCACGUAAGAAUGGACGUAGAAUACCAAAGGGAGUUAUUCAUGUUCAAGCAAGUUUCAACAAUACCAUUGUGACUGUUACAGAUGUAGGAGGUCGAGUGGUUUCUUGGUCCUCCGCCGGUGCUUGUGGAUUUAAGGGCACAAGAAGAGGAACACCUUUUGCUGCUCAAACCGCAGCAGGAAAAGCUAUUCGUACAGUAGUGGAUCAGGGUAUGCAACGAGCAGAAGUCAUGAUAAAGGGUCCAGGUCUCGGAAGAGAUGCAGCAUUACGAGCCAUUCGUAGAAGUGGUAUACUAUUAAGUUUCGUACGGGACGUAACCCCUAUGCCACAUAAUGGGUGUAGACCUCCUAAAAAAAGACGUGUGUAAAAAUAGGAACUGAAGAUAUUUCAAGAGAAAGAAACGAUUCAAUGAUUUGAUCAAAUAAGAUUACUAUGGUUCGAGAGGAAGUAGCAGUAUCUACUCGUACACUAGAGUGGAAGUGUGUUGAAUCAAGAGCAGACAG